AUGACUAUCGACUGGCAACUAAAAGCUCAACGUAAGCAGGAGGAUCUAGAGGGCAAGAUUCCAUCCGAAUGGCGGGUAUCGCUAGAGCUACUGAAGAAGGUAGCUUCUCUGGAUAAUAUCCUCGACAUUCCCCGCCAAACAGGUAUGCUUACGCAGCGCGAAAUCCUUCUAACGGAAAGCCAUGACGCAACAAACCUGCUUGAGCAACUGACUACCGGUCAGGUCAGUGCUGUUGAAGUAGCCACAGCCUUUUGCAAGCGUGCUGCCAUCGCCCAGCAACUCACUUCUUGCCUAACUGAGAUAUUCUUCGACCAAGCUAUCUCCAGAGCGCAGGAAUUGGACAGGCAAUUCGCGGAAACAGGGAAGCCUGUUGGCCCCUUACAUGGUCUCCCCAUCAGUCUGAAAGAUUCAUACAGCGUCAAAGGCGUCCAGACAACACUGGGCUAUAUCUCAUUUCUUGACAGACCCGCGCUUACCUUUAACUCGCCCAUGGUGGAGAUUUUACUCGCUGCUGGCGCUGUUAUUUACGUCAAGACCAAUCUACCACAGACGAUGAUGACGUGCGAUUCCCAGAAUAAUGUGUUUGGUCGAACUCGCAACCCCUAUAGCCGUUUACUUACCCCCGGUGGGAGCUGUGGAGGGGAGGGCGCCCUUCUGGCUAUGCGUGGAUCUAUCAUGGGUGUUGGCACCGAUGUCGCGGGCUCAAUUCGAAUUCCUUCGUUCUGUUGCGGAACUGUGGGCUUCAAGCCUUCAGUUGGCCGACUGCCGUUUGCAGGCCAAACCCCCCCGGGGCGAGUUACAGCUGGGGGUCUUAUACCAUGCUCAGGGCCACUUUGCGUUUCUACACGAGACGCUGACCUCUUCUUCCGCACGGUGGUCUCAUCAAAGCCCGAGAAUUUGGAUGAAAAUUCUUUGGGCUUUCCGUAUAUCGAGCCACCGCCAGCAAAACCUCAACUUACGAUUGGUAUCUUACCAGAGGACACCGCAUUUCCUUUACAUCCUUGCAUGCUCCGGACGAUACGCAACGCCGCUCAAAAACUCGCGGUAUCCGGACACCAUGUCGUCAACUUGUCUACUGAUGAUAUUCCAUCAUUGGCGGAUGUAUACAAGCUAGCACACCAGUUCUUCAAUAUGGACCCCGACAAUAUAGCAUUGCGCAAUGUGACUGAUGGAGGAGAGCCGUUUAUACCAUCCCUGAGCAUAAUUUAUGACACCGAACACCCGGGUCCGGAACCGACACUACGCCAACUCUACGACUUGAACAUGUCAAAAUUCCACGUUUGCGCGAAGAUGCGUCAAGCCUGCGUCUCUAAGGGACUUGAUGUCAUUCUGGCUCCUGCGUACCAAAGCUGCGCCCCGCUGCAUGAUAGCUACGGCGGUUCCCCGUACACAGUCGUUUGGAAUCUGGUUGAUUACCCAGCAUGUGUAAUUCCAUUUGGGCGCGCAGAGGAGGCAGCCGAUGCAGAAUUUGUGCGUGACGUAGUUUAUAAACCGGAAUAUAAACCCAAAGAGAUUGAGGGAAUGCCGUGCCAUCUCCAGCUGGUCGGACGACGAUUGAAAGAUGAAAUUUUGUUACAAAAUGCGAGGCUGAUAGAAGAGAUUUUGAACCAGGGAAAGUAG
This is a messenger RNA of Aspergillus ochraceoroseus IBT 24754, 1620 nucleotides long. RefSeq names its product putative general amidase. The transcript has 3 exons. Lineage: Eukaryota; Fungi; Ascomycota; Eurotiomycetes; Eurotiales; Aspergillaceae. The record is from RefSeq and is a predicted model, not a curated record. Bases 1 to 1620 code for a protein of 539 amino acids.